AUGGGUGCCCUGUUCAUCGGAGGGAGCCGGGGUGACCCCAAGGACUACGCCUUCGGCAACUCGAGCUCAGCCAACAUCAUCAUAAACCACAAGGGUCUCAUCCGUCUGGUGUCCAAGCCAUUCCUCCAGAGCAGCACCUGCAAGAUUCGAAUCCGGUACUUUCCCUUUGACCACCAGAUCUGCCAUCUCAAGUACGGAUCCUGGACGUACACCCAGCAGUACGUCGACCUGCACAACUCGACCCAAUCUCCGGACUUCUCGGAUUACCUGGAGAAUGGGCAAUGGGAUGUCUUAGAUGCCUAUUUCAAGCGUAACGUUGAGUGGUACGAGUGCUGUCCCGACCGCUACGUCGACAUAACCAUGUACCUUAAAUUACGUCGGAAACCCCUUUAUUACCUAUACAAGCUCGUCAUGCCCAUCGUCCUCCUCUCCGCACUCUCAAUGGUCGGGUUCCUCAUGCCCUACAACGUCGGCGUCAUCAAGGCCAGUCUCAGCGUCACGUUGACGCUCUCGAUGACGGUGUUUUUGCUUCUCGUCGCCGAAACGAUACCGAGGACUUCGGACAGCAUGCCACUAAUCACCGAAUAUUACAUAAUCAUCAUGGUCCUGAUUGCCGUGUCGACCGCCAUGAACAUCGCGGUGCUCAACAUCUUCCACCGGGGCGAGAGCGGCAAGCGGGAGGUGCCGGAAUGGCUCAGGAAGCUCGUGCUCUUCUACGCAGCCCGUAUCAUGUGCAUGGGCUUUGUGGUGAAUUAUUGGAAGGAGAUGAUGUCACAAAGGAAGCAACACGACAUGGACCCCGAUCGGCUGGCCAUGCUGAAAAAACAGCGAUUCUUUGCUGCAAGAUAUGGUGUUUCGUACACGCCUCUGGUCGCCAGUGACGGCACUGGCGGCAGCGGGCAGUCUAGCAAGCAAGCCAAGAGUAGCUUCACCGGUGUCCACGAAGAUGACGACAACGACGAUUGGGCCAAGUUCGAGGAAAACCUCUCCGAGACCGGCGACCACCGACUCUCGCAGCUCGAGGUCGGUGUGGACAACAUCCUGAAGAACAUGAGGAUGAUGAAGCGGAGGACCGACCGUCAGCAGAGGAUCCGGCGAGAGUGGGCUCUCUUCGCCACCGUCAUCGACCGCCUCCUCUUCUGUAUCUAUGCUUGCUUUACCAUCUCCAUGUCUGUUGUCGUCCUACGAAUCACACCAGCACAGCAGGAGGGCGGGCUAUAGCACUGAUUAUACGACUAGAGGCGAAGAAUGAACAUCGCUAGUCCCCCCUCCAUAAAAAUCCCUUUGUUUCCGACACUCAGAUUUUGUUGUGCCUCUGUAGUUGUUAAGAGCGGCGCUCCGACAGACCUUAUUCUGGAAGAUAUCGCUCUGGCCCUUACAUCUAAAAGAUAGGGUUAGGUUAGGGAGGCAUUUGGUUUCUAGGGUGAGGGUUUGAUUUAGGUAUUAGUAUAGCAUUUGCUCUAACAUGUCCAAAGCUGAUGUGUUAGGAUUCAAUUUGUGUAGGGUAUUGACCGCUGAGCAAUGUCGCCGGAGCAUGCUUGUUCCAACAUAAAGACUGGCUACCACGCGGAUUCGAAAAUAAUCCUACCCAAAUCAUAAACACAGGACACAACCUCAAUAUAAAUGCGCGCAUCAGUUUGCAAAGACAACCAUUGGGCAGGAGUUCUUAGAUAUUGCAGAGAGGGUUUUAGCCAUCUUUAAAUUGUGUUUUCAGGGGUCGGCGGUUGGUCUCCGUAGCAUUUUGGUAGGCUGGAGCUUUACGUUACUGCAUCUGAAACCUUUUCCCGACCAAGCUGGUUGUUGAAAGGCUUUUUCUUGGUCUUCCAAGGGUAAGGCAACCGUUCUCAUAUUGAUCACGGACUUAUCCCCAGUGCUUGCCGACUAUUACCAGGCGAUAUUGGUUGAGGAAAGGUAGGCAGCUGAUCGACGAAUGAUAAACGAUCAGUCGCCGAAUACUCUCGAUGCGUUUGCCGAACACCGAGUAGAAACUCUGAUAGUCUGAAAUCUGAAAUCACACUACAUUUACAUAUUAGGUAUAAUAAUGAGUAAGAAAUGUUAUUUCCUUAUGCAUGUUUGCACAAGUCAUUAUAAUAUAUAACCCCUCCCCCAUUAUAAAGUUUGCAAUCGGCCAUUAUUCUCCGACCAUUUGCUUGUUAACUGCCAAUCAUUCGCCAGCAUUUCCACGAGCAGUCGCAAAUGAAUUUACGAAAAUAUCUGAUAAUCGGACCAUUUUCGUACAACAUUCGGCAACCGAUCGACAGCUGAUCGAUCGCCCAUAUUAACUUCUUGCAAAUGGGUUUUCGAUGGUCACAGCUUGUAUUUGGUAGUCAGAAGUCGGCAGUCGGUCGUGCCCCUAGUGUGACAUAGGCUUGGUCAGUGUAGGAAAGUGAUCGCGGAACAAUUAUCAGAGGAGUAUGUGUGGUAAACCUUGCUUCCGAAUUUUCUAUUGAACAAUGUGUCAAUUAUUUGAAAAGGUUUUCCGGGUUUCUAAUGUUUAGGAAGUACCAUUAAGCUGCAUGCCCAGAAGUUGAUCAGCAAAUAAUCACAAUGUACGUGAGCUGUACGAAAGGGUUACAAUGCAUCCCGCAAUGUAUAGUCCUACAGAACAGGGGCGGAUCCAUGACGAGGCCGGAGUUGUAAAAAAAAAAUGCACAACAAAGUCUCGUUCAGUCAUGCCGCAGCAAAUCCGAGGCGGUGUUGUUGUUGUUUUUGUGGGGGGGGGGAUAAAAUAUUACGUACUGUAUUGUCAAGGCUGUUACAACCCACAAGUGGUACUAAAUUGCAGAUAUUUAAUUUCAGUGUGAUUCAUAAUACUGGGCAAAUCCUUUCAAUGAACCUAUGAUCCAUGAGCCAGUUAGCUUUUAACGUGUUUCUUUGAUAUACUAUGCCUUUGGUAAAAACAAGUCUUCACACUUUGAACUGAAUUGUUUAUUAUGAGUACUACAUGUAUGUAAUAUAUUUGCAUGUAUAUUGAUUUUUGUUUGUGUGUGCAAAUUUCGACUAUUGACAUUUUUAUGUGAAAGUUUAUCGCUGUUUUAUUUUGUUAUUUUUAAUGUUACAAUAACUUCAAAUUGAGCUUGAAAUUAAAAUUGAACCUAAACUUGAACACACAUGUCACACUAAGGCCUAACAAAACACUUCAGACGGGGGCGCGAGGGAAGAGGGCGUACCCCAUAUGCCACGUUUACUGGUCGAAAAUGGAUUGGCAAUUCACUUUUGAAAACAGCGUGAACAAUGGCGUUGCUUUAUAUAAUCUAUUUGUAGAUUGACGUUAUGUAUUCUAAAUAGUCUUGGGAACACUGAAUUUAUCUUCAAAUACCCUAUUAACUUUUCUGAAAUUCCAUGUUGCAAGAGUAUUGUCACAGAAAAAUUACGAAGAAUGUAUUAACUUUUCGCCCCUUUGCAUUUUGUCCCUUCAUUCUUUUGUUUUGUUUUGUUGAACAAUCUCAAAGAACUGAUUCUAAUGCUGUAUCAUAAAUAAAUGAAUUGUAUCAGCUUUGCGUAAA
Molecule: messenger RNA, 3506 nt
Organism: Strongylocentrotus purpuratus (purple sea urchin)
Lineage: Eukaryota; Metazoa; Echinodermata; Echinoidea; Camarodonta; Strongylocentrotidae
Product: neuronal acetylcholine receptor subunit alpha-10
Exons: 5
Coding region: 1-1221 (406 amino acids)
Biological process (GO): regulation of membrane potential; monoatomic ion transmembrane transport; chemical synaptic transmission
Cellular component (GO): neuron projection; membrane; synapse
Molecular function (GO): neurotransmitter receptor activity; extracellular ligand-gated monoatomic ion channel activity; transmembrane signaling receptor activity
Source: RefSeq, a predicted model, not a curated record